Pseudozyma hubeiensis SY62 is the source of this 777-nucleotide messenger RNA. RefSeq lists its product as hypothetical. The record is from RefSeq and is a predicted model, not a curated record. NCBI's taxonomy places the organism in Eukaryota, Fungi, Basidiomycota, Ustilaginomycetes, Ustilaginales, Ustilaginaceae. Bases 1 to 777 code for a protein of 258 amino acids. The transcript has a single exon.
AUGGAGUUUUGCUGCUGCUACCUACCCCUCGUCAACGUCGGCGCCUACCUACUGGUACUCGAGACAGCACUCGUAGCGCUUGCAGUGGGCAUCUGCGCGCUCGUUCCGCCCGCAAUCGUUGCCGGAGACGGUGUCAUUCCGUCAUGGUCGAAGGGGCUGGUUGCCGCCCUCGGAUUCAUCACGCUCGUAUGGCAGAUCAUCGGUUUGGUCUCGGUGGCUCGUCAGAUGCCCACGCUCUACCGCACCUACUUGCGCAUCAACCUGGUCCUCACACUCGCAAUCAUCGCGGCAACCGUAGCAUUCCUUAUUGUCGCAGCAGCUCAGCACAACAAGGCGGUCAGAGCGUGUGUUUCUACAUACGGUGUGAUCCCUUCCAACUCGAACGCAUCGUCCUCGCUGUCUCUGUCGGGCCUGGGUCAGUCGACGGACGCCUUCUCGGAGUCAGGCCAGUCGAUCUGCAACAUCUUUGUGUGGGCACAGACGGGUGUCAUGGCAGGUCUGAUCGUAUUGGUGGCGUUGACGCAGUUCUACAUGCUGGCUGCGCAGAGGGCGUACGGUGGAGAACAGAGGAAGGCCUUCAGGGACAGCAAGGUGAGCUACCAGGAUAUCCCGAUGAACCCAAGGGACUCGGCUGUGUGGGAGCCUCACCCGAGCGACCCCUACGCUGGCGGUCAGCAUGGAUACAACAACAGGGAGCCUGCUGGCUAUGGUGGACACGACGCGUACGACUCGUACGCUACCACACCCCGUGGCAAGUACGCUCACACGCCGUACUGA